Molecule: messenger RNA, 305 nt
Organism: Paraglomus brasilianum
Lineage: Eukaryota; Fungi; Glomeromycota; Glomeromycetes; Paraglomerales; Paraglomeraceae
Source: the annotation of a GenBank genome assembly
UUGGGAUGUUGGUGGCCAACAACUUUAGCAGUGGAACAAUAGAGGCCGCAGAAAAGUCACCGUACAACAUCAUUCUCGCUACUAAUGAGGAUGAUGUGCUUGAGAAACUCGAUCGAUAUUUCUCAGCACACCCGCAUGAUUCAUCACCGCAGGUUGACAUGUUGCUCGACCUGCUGAUGAAUCAUAUACAACACCUCGAGUUUCGACUAGAAACUACGAGGCAGGAUUUAGAAUUAGAAGAAAAAAAGAGGGAGGCCUUCGAUCUUCAACAAGAGAGAAGGCUCUCCUAUAUUUACUAUAUGCUU